AUGGAUGACAAAGAGAUCAAGUAUAUCGAUGCCAACAAUGCCGUCCCUGGAGAGAAAAAUGCAUAUGUCGACGUUCUGCCCGGCGAAGUCUCAGACAAUGCUGACAAGCUACAACGACGCCUCAAUAACCGGCAAAUCCAGUUGAUUGCAAUCGGAGGGUCGAUCGGGACAGCGCUCUUCGUCAGUAUCGGCAGUGGACUUGCCAAGGGAGGCCCUCUCUCGUUGUUCCUUGCCUAUACAAUAUACUCGGCGAUGCUGGGCCUCGUCAACAACUGUAUGGCCGAGAUGACUUGCUUACAACCAGUUUCCGGGGGCUUUAUUCGUAUGGCUGGAAAAUGGGUUGAUGACGCCUUUGGAUUCAUGGCCGGGUGGAACUUUUUCUUCUACGAAGCCCUCUUGAUUCCAUUCGAAAUCACUGCUCUCAACCUCGUCUUAUCGUUUUGGAGAGACGACAUCCCGACCGCCGCCGUCUGUGCGGCCUGUAUUGUUCUUUAUGCCCUCAUCAACAUCCUGGCUGUCAGGGCGUACGGAGAGGCCGAGUUCUGGCUCUCGGGAGGCAAAGUUAUCCUGAUCUUCAUGUUGUUCAUGUUUACCUUCAUCACUAUGGUUGGAGGUAAUCCUCGUCACGAUGCCUACGGCUUUCGUUACUGGAAUAACCCUGGCCCGAUGGCGGAAUAUCAUACAACCGGCGCCUUGGGGAGGUUUGAGGGCUUCCUGGCCUGCCUCUGGAGCGCUUCUUUCUGCGUUGUGGGCCCGGAAUAUCUGGCCAUGGUGGCCGCUGAAGCCAAACGGCCUCGUAUCUACAUCAAGAAGGCCUUCAAGACCAUUUACUGGCGGUUCGGCCUUUUCUUCAUCCUUGGCUCGCUAUGCGUUGGGGUGGUGAUACCGUAUAACGAUCCGACCCUCGUCGCUAUUGUCAAUGGCACUCAGUCUGGCGGUGGUACUGCUGCUGCGUCGCCAUAUGUCAUUGCCAUGAAGAAUUUGAAAGUCGAAGUGUUGCCUCACAUUACCAACGCACUACUGGUCACCAGCAUUUUCUCCGCCGGAAACACCUAUACCUACUGUGCAACCCGCAGCCUCUACGGCCUUGCUCUUGAGAGCCGAGCUCCAAAAUUUCUCGCCAAGUGCACCCGCAACGGCGUACCUAUCUGGUCCUUCUGCGUGGUCAUGCUGUUCCCACUCCUGUCUUUCCUGCAGGUAUCCAGCGGCUCAUCCCAAGUCUUGACAUGGCUGAUCAAUCUAAUAACGGCUGGUGGCAUUAUCGACUAUAUCGUCAUGUGCGUGACCUAUCUGUUCUUCUACCGCGCUUGCGUGGCUCAAGGCGUCGAUCGAAAUACAUUCCCUUAUACCGGAUGGUUCCAACCUUACUGCGGAUACAUUGGGCUGGUCUGGAUGACACUGAUCGUCAUAUUUUACGGAUACUCCAGUUUCACGCCCUGGGACGUUGGGACUUUCUUCUCAUACUACACAAUGGUCAUCGUGGCUCCCGUGCUUUACGUGGGGUGGAAACUCAUCAAGCGCACAAAGAUCGUGUCCGCCUCAGAGGCCGAUCUUGUCUGGGAACGACCAGUGGUCGACGCAUAUGAGGCCACGUUCAUCUCGCCUCCCAUUGGAUUUUGGACUGAGAUGUUGCAAUUGGUUGGGCUCAAGCGGGCGCAGAAGGAUGACAGGCGAGGUUCGAUCGUAUCGACAUCGGGUCGCUGA
Molecule: messenger RNA, 1704 nt
Organism: Cladophialophora psammophila CBS 110553
Lineage: Eukaryota; Fungi; Ascomycota; Eurotiomycetes; Chaetothyriales; Herpotrichiellaceae
Exons: 3
Coding region: 1-1704 (567 amino acids)
Biological process (GO): amino acid transmembrane transport
Cellular component (GO): membrane
Molecular function (GO): amino acid transmembrane transporter activity
Source: RefSeq, a predicted model, not a curated record